AUGCCUUAUCCUGAAAGGUUGAAGCCUAAAGCUAAAGAUCAACAGUUGACAGAUUUCAUGAAGAUUUUGGCUAAAGUUCAAAUUAAUCUUCCAUUAAUUGAUGCAAUCAAGAACAUUCCACCUUAUGCCAAGUUUUUGAAGGACGUUUGUACAAAGAAAAAGAAGCUUGUGGAUUCCGAAAAAGUAAUUCUUACAGAACAAUGCAGUGCGAUCUUAUUGCAUAAAUUGCCUCCAAAGAAAAAAGAUCCAGGAAGUUUUACUAUCUCUUGUACCAUUGGCAAUUCUGAUUUUAAAAGUGCUUUAAUUGAUUUAGGUGCUAGUGUAAACUUAAUGCCUUAUUCUGUUUUUAAACGUUUAGGUGAAGGUGAGUUGAAGCCAACCUCUAGUAGUAUUCAAUUGGCUGACUAUUCAAUUACCUACCCUAGAGGAGUCAUUGAAGAUGUUAUUGUGAAGGUUGACAAUUUAUAUUUACCGGCUGAUUUUAUGGUAUUGGACAUGGAUGAGGAUUUGACAACACCCAUCAUUUUGGGCCGCCAAUUCCUGGCAACAGCCCGAACUCUUAUUGAUGUGGAAGCCGGAACAUUAACAUUCCGGUUUGAAGAUCAAAUUGUUGUUUUCAAGUUGUUUGAAGCAAGCAUACAUUCAGGUGACAAGCAAGAAUGCAUACGUGUUGAUGUAUUAAAUGGUUUACCACAUGCCAAUUUUGUGACCAUAUCAUCUACUAGCAAGCUGCCCAUAAAGACUCAAAAUGUGAUUUGCCACCAGAUUGAUAAAAAACAUUUGAAUGUCAAGGGCAAUAAAAAAUUGCGAAGCAGUCCAAGUUGUGCAAAAAUACAGCCUGGUAAAAAGGUGUGGUUGCUGAAUACCAGUUUCAAGUUAGUUCUAGGGAAACAAGAGUCCCGAUGGAAAGAUCCUUUUCUAGUUACUAAAGUUUUUCAGAAUGGUAAUGUGGACAUCAAGGGUGAGGGCACAGAUUUCUCAUUCAAGUUUACCAAACAUCAACUAAAACCAUGCAUAGGGAAAUUUGGUGCAAGCAAGUCUUUGACUCUGAAAGAACCAGUGAUCUAG
This is a messenger RNA of Malus domestica (apple), 1068 nucleotides long. RefSeq lists its product as uncharacterized. The record is from RefSeq and is a predicted model, not a curated record. NCBI's taxonomy places the organism in Eukaryota, Viridiplantae, Streptophyta, Magnoliopsida, Rosales, Rosaceae.